Molecule: messenger RNA, 642 nt
Organism: Loa loa (African eye worm)
Lineage: Eukaryota; Metazoa; Nematoda; Chromadorea; Rhabditida; Onchocercidae
Product: zinc finger protein
Exons: 2
Coding region: 1-642 (213 amino acids)
Biological process (GO): regulation of transcription by RNA polymerase II
Molecular function (GO): DNA-binding transcription factor activity, RNA polymerase II-specific; RNA polymerase II cis-regulatory region sequence-specific DNA binding
Source: RefSeq, a predicted model, not a curated record
AUGUUUGAGGAGCCACAAACAGAACCACUGGAUUUAACAAUGUCAAGAGUAUGUGGUGGACGGAUUGAACCACCGGAUGCAUCAAUAGCAGAAAUGAGUGGGGGACAAGAGGAACUCGGCGAAACUGAUCACGAAGAUCCAACGUCAUUGAACUUACCAAUUCAAGAAGCGAGUAGGGAACAAACAGGUGUAGGAGAUAUGCCAAAGAAAGUCUGGCUUAGGAGGUAUCAAAAUGAAACAUCCAACAAUCAAAUACUCAAAAGGAAACAUCCAGAAAAUACAACUCACACGGGUAAGAAGCGGUUCAAAUGCGAAAUAUCCAAGAAGGUCGUUGCUCCACCGAGCACACAUACGAUGAAUCAUACGAGUGAGAAGCCGUUCUCUUGUUCGGAAUGCAACAUGAGUUUCAUCUGGCCAUCGUAUCUCAAUAAACAUAUGAACAUUCAUACCGGUAAGAAGCCGUAUUCUUGUUCGAAAUGUGGGAAGAAUUUCGGACAUUUAGCCAGUCUGUAUAACCAUAAGCAAAUUCAUACCGGUAAGAAACCGUACUCUUGUUCGAAAUGUGGUAUGAACUUCACCCGGGGAUAUGAGAAGAGAAGACACAUGAAGGUUCAUGGCAAUGCUAAGCCCAGAUUCAAUUGA